Messenger RNA from Rotaria sp. Silwood1, 1110 nucleotides. Lineage: Eukaryota; Metazoa; Rotifera; Eurotatoria; Philodinida; Philodinidae. The record is from the annotation of a GenBank genome assembly.
AUGGAACAUUCAUUUAUUGAAUUGAAUGAUUUACCUGACGAAAUUCUUAUGAUUAUUCUGGAAAAAUUGCACAAUGUCGAAGCACUUUAUUCUUUAACUGGUGUCAAUAAACGACUCAAUACAAUUGUACAUGAUUCAAUUUUUACAAGUGAUUUAACGUUGAUGACAUCUUCCCCUGAUUGUUUAUUUCAUCGACUUAUUAAUACAAUACUUGAUCGAUUUUGUCGAGAAAUUUUACCUAAAAUUCAUUGUAAAAUCAAAUGGCUUAAUCUUGAAUCAUCAUCUAUGGAAUGUAUUCUUCUUUCAACAAAUUAUCCUAAUUUAUGUGGACUUGGUUUAUAUAAUCUUGCAUCAGAAAUGGCUAGAGAUCUCUUUACUGAUGAAAGCUUUUUAAUUCGUAUUUUCAAAAAACAAAUUUUAUCACUUGUUAUUGAUAUUUGUGAAUGUGACAAUCCAAAUUCAAUCAUAAAUAUCAAUAGGUUUAUAUAUACACAAAUCUUUACUACGUUCAAUAAUUUACAAUGUCUAGAUUUUGGUCCAUGUUGUUCUGAUUAUGACAUAUUAUCAUUUGGUAUAUCACCUCCAGAUGUUUUUUCUUCAACUCUGUUAGAAUUGCAUGUUGUGGUAGAAUCUUAUAAAGAUUGUCUCUAUUUACUUGAUGGUCGUUUCAAUCAGCUUCAUACGCUCUAUGUUACUAUUUGUUGUCCGUAUCCUCCGUUGCCAAUAAUCAAUAAUGAAGACAGUCAAGUUAUUUCAUGUAUUGAUUAUUUUCCAGAGGCAAAUGCAUGUCACUGUCAUAUUUAUUCAUAUCCAUAUACAUUGACAUAUUACAAUGAUAUAACAAAUAAUUUUCCUGGUGGAUUAUUUAAAUGUGUUCGUGAAGUAUCAUUAUUUGAUGAACGCCCUUUUGAACAUGAAUUUUUUCUUCAAAUUGCUCAAUCAUUUCCAUUUAUGAAAAAUUUAUCUCUAUGGUGUCAUGUAUUGUUUAUAUUAUAUAAACCAUCAGGAAAAGCUUUAAAUACACGUGGUCGUAAACGAAAUGCAAGUGGAAGUGAAGAAACACGUAAACGUGCUUCAGCUUCAACUUCAACAACUACUACAGAUGAAUAA